CUGCAGACGGUGGAUUGGAUAAGGCGGGGGCACAGAAACCUCAUCUUCUUCUUCUUCUUCCUCUUUGGCGAUAACAAAACACAGAAAGAAAGAAGAAAGCAGAACUACAACAACUGCAGAAGAAGGCAAAAGGAAUAAUGGCUUCAGUUUCAGCAAUGUCGUGGUCGCCGUACCUUUCCACUCGAGCCUCCACACCCUGUGCUUCUCUCACAUUCCUCACCGGCUCCACAACUAGGAAGAGCUCCGUGUCUCUCAGCGGUGGCGCCGCCGCCGCGCGUUCCCGGUUGCUUCACUGCUCGUUCAUCUCCUCCUCCUCUAUCGCUUCCACUUCCGCCUUCUCAGGUUUAUCUUUGGGUUUGGAUUUGAGCUCCAGUGUUGGGGUUGAAGAAGAAAGAGGCUCUGGCUUAGUGGUGAGGGCCGGGAAGGCUGCCCUGUGUCUAACCAAGAGAAGUAGGUCCAGGAAAUCCUUGGCUCGAACUCAUGGAUUCCGUAGGCGCAUGAGAACAACCGGCGGGAGAGCAAUGAUGAAGCGCCGACGUGCUAAGGGGCGGAAGGUCCUCUGCACGAAGAGCAAUCCCAGCAGUGGAAAACGUGCCUGAUUGUGCCUUUUUCGUAUUCAGUUUAUUAGGUAAGUGCAGUGGUAUGUAAUGUAAUGUAAUGAUAUCUAACAGCCUAUUCUUGUGAACAAUGGCAGAAUUUCAUACUUAAUUUCUCAUGAUACCUUCUGUGUUGUUCAA
Molecule: messenger RNA, 737 nt
Organism: Malus domestica (apple)
Lineage: Eukaryota; Viridiplantae; Streptophyta; Magnoliopsida; Rosales; Rosaceae
Product: large ribosomal subunit protein bL34c
Biological process (GO): translation
Cellular component (GO): ribosome; mitochondrial large ribosomal subunit
Molecular function (GO): structural constituent of ribosome
Source: RefSeq, a predicted model, not a curated record